AUGAUUCGUCUCACACACAGUAAAUCAGUGGCAUGCUUUUCCGGAGCCUUGUGGGGACCUAUACAUGAAAGGCCUAUCGUCGACAGAGUUAUGUCAACAUCUUAAUGGCCAGUGCCAUACUAUCAAAGAAUUUUCAAAGCCUAUCCAGUUAGAUAAAAUAAAUAAACUUGGGCAAUGAAUUUAGCUGGAGCCGAGAUUCACGAUAUUAAUUGGUAUUGUGCUAAGCAAGCUUUGAGUAGAACUCUUAAGGGAAGAUAAGCUGUUGAAUAUGUCGAAAACAAUAUCCCAACAUAAAGUUAUAUUGUCAUUCAAAAAGAUGUAUCUAGAAUGGCAAAAGCAUAUGUAAGUGAUUUAAGUCUUUUCCUUAGUGUGGCUAAUAAAGAAAGCAAAGUCAUUUUGGACUCAGUCGAAUUGAUUUGAGGAAUAGUCAAAUAAUCAAAUAUUUAUAAUUAUGCAUCAAUUUGCAAUGUUA
Paramecium tetraurelia is the source of this 472-nucleotide messenger RNA. RefSeq lists its product as uncharacterized. NCBI's taxonomy places the organism in Eukaryota, Ciliophora, Oligohymenophorea, Peniculida, Parameciidae. The transcript is spliced from 3 exons. The record is from RefSeq and is a predicted model, not a curated record.